Molecule: messenger RNA, 11608 nt
Organism: Lagopus muta (rock ptarmigan)
Lineage: Eukaryota; Metazoa; Chordata; Aves; Galliformes; Phasianidae
Gene: TECTB
Product: tectorin beta
Exons: 10
Coding region: 10080-11090 (336 amino acids)
Cellular component (GO): cell surface
Source: RefSeq, a predicted model, not a curated record
AUAUUUUUCAUAGUAAUGAAAUAUCAGGGUGCACUUUCUUUCCCCUAUGAGCACAUAUGAUUUCCGAGCAGCAAAACUCAGGCUGCAGACGGCCUUCACUUCAUGAGAGCAUAGUUAGACAAAGACUAAGGGGUCCAGGCUGGCUUGAUAAAGUGCAAACCCAUACCCAGCAACAGUCUGGUGCCAAGGAGCCAUGUUAGUUGAUCAUCUAUCCGCCAACCAAUGUCUCCCAGGCUGCAGAGCCUGGCUUCACUGAUAGCCAAUUUACAGAGAGAUAAGCAGAGGCAGGAGAGCAAGGGGAAAUCACUGCUGAAACCCUGCACAAAGUGAGAGUGUGCUGGAAGGAAAGGCUUACAAACAGAACCUCACACAGAAGCGUAGUGUAGGCAAGUCAAGAAGUGGAGACCAGACAAGUACCAGUAUUCAGAAAGAUCUGGAUGACCAAACUUUUCUCACAUCCAGAGUGAUGUAGGCCUUGAUCAAGUCUAAUUUAAAUUACCAGGUAAUAAAUUAUGUACGUUACUAGUUAAUUAAUGUAUCCCCAAUGAUUCAAGGAAAUCACAUUUGUCUUUAUAUUGUGACUUGCUUGCCGUGUUGAAACAGCAACACUAAAUAAUUGUCUCUACAGAUAAUGCAAAUAAUCAGAAUAGGCCAAUGAAAAGUUCAAGGGAUGGAACAACACUCAGGUGAGGGUAAGACACCUUCACCAGAUUUAAUAGGACUUAGUCACUUUGCUUUGCCAUCACGUGUUGUUUACAGUACACCACUAACACCACCUCCUGGCCAACUGGUGUCUGGAGUUACAUCUCUGUAAUGGUCUCUGAAAACCUGGAAAGGAGGACACUGCAAAUAUAGAAAAUGCUGUCUUUGCAACAUUUUAUAUUCGUGAACCUGUGACUUCACACGUGCCAAAAUACUACACUCCCCCCAACACACACACACACACACACACUUAGAUAUAAGAUGCAGAUACUUCAACUUCAUUAUUUUAUUUUUCAAAGAGUUUCCUGCCAGAGGUAUCAGAGAAGUGUGAAAACAGCUUACAUUUGCAAAAGUAACCAUUGAUUCUGGUAGGUUUUAACAGAGGCUAACUGAGAAAACAAAAAAAAGCUGAAAUAAAGGAAAAGCUUUAACAGAUCCUCUUUCAAGAUCUUAAUUUCAGCAUUUUAAACUUCAGACACUCACAAUAUCUGUAAUGGACCUUCCCCACUCGAUGUUAAGAAUGAUUCACCAUUCACUUUUUUUUUCUCCAUAUGUUUUUCAGAUAUGAAGAUCAUUCAAAAAUGCAAAGAGUAACCACUGAACUUCAUUUGCUUUUAGCACAGGCAACAAAGGACAGGUUUGUCCUGUUGUCACUCAUUGACUUUAUCCAGCUGUUUUCAAGCAUUUAAAAGGCUUUGACAUCUUCUUGAUCUUUAAAACUCUUAAUAUUCUCCAGUUGUGAAACAUAGCAUGUCAAGGACUUACCUUGGAAACUGCUCAGGAGUUAUUGCUCAUAUAUGUUAGUUGUCCCAGACACUUUCAUUUCAAGAUCAUUUAAGACCUGACUCAAGAAAGAUAUCUUCUUAGCUUUGACUUUAAAGACCACAUUUUUUACAGAAAAAUGUACAGAAUCAGUAAACUGUGUUUUUGCUUUUAAAUUAGGCCAGGAACACGGGGUCAACUUCUCAUUUUAGCUAAUCCUAGAAUGAACAACCAACAGCAGAUGCUCCUGCGACAUUAGCAGCCUAAUAAAUCUGGAGUUUCCAGCACAACCUGUCCUGGAGAAAUCAGUACUUGGAGGAGUGCAACUCUAUGAACCCCUUGGAAGAAAUCAGAUUAUUAUACUCUUGAGGGAUUCUCAUAGAAGAGAACUUCAGUGUCAUGUUUAGUAGAACAGUUUGUAGGAAAUAUUACUUGAAUGUCUCUGGUGUGUUGUAAGUGCAGACAUUUUACAGAUCACCACAGUGCUCUGUUCAGCCAGCUUGGAUUGAAAUAUGUCUUUCUGUUGAAUACAUAAUUCGCCCAAUUGUGUUAAUCAUUCCAUGAACCACACUAGAAGACUGAAAUAAUCAUUUGAAAAGCUAGUGGAUAAUAUACUUAAGAUCAUCAUACAAAAUGGUCUAAUUGAUUUUCAGUCAGUCAAAGCAACAUCAGCUACAGCCCAUUAGGAGAAAAAGAAAAGGUGACAUCUUCAUCAAUCUUGGCUAUCAGAGGAAAUCCGUGAAAAUCACUGAAGAGUUUUAUGUGGGUAGCAACAAAAUCAUCUCUUGCAUUUGGUAUUCCAACUAUCCCCCUAAAAAUCCUAAUUUUAAGCAAUCAGCUAGUUUAAUCAUAAAGAAAAAAUACAUGAAUUCCAACCUGAGUGCCUCAAGUCUCUAGACUAUUGCUCUGCUUCAUCCUCACCACAAAGAGACAGUAACAUCUCUCUAUUACCGUACAGCAUGAUGAAUGGGAGAAAACAUCUCAAUGCAUAUCAUCAUCAUAAAUGUGUUGGGUGCAAUUUUAAGAAAAUUAUAUCUUAUAUGUGGUCUGAAAUCUGGUCUGCUAUCAAUAGGAAAUCCCAGAAAGCAUCUUAUUUGGAGGCUGAAUGCAUUAAAGACUCUCUCUUGUCAAAUUGGGAAGAACUUUCCUUGACAUUUGAGGGGGCAAAUCCACCAGGAUGCUCAGCUGACAACACAACAUAACUCAUCAAGUCAUCAUUAAAAAGCUUUAAGUCCCAGUUUGAAUAGUAAACUGGCAAGAAGGGUGGUUUGGUUCUUUAGGUGGCAAAAUAGCUUUUGAGAUAAGCCAGGAGCUCUCUGUUCCAGAUGUCAUGGCCUAAUAGUCAAGGCAAGACUCCUGCAGCUGCACAGAAGGCUUUUCUUAUCCAACCAGCUUGCUUGGCUAGCUCCUUCUCCAAGCUAUUUACAGUUUGAACGUCAGGGGGAAAAUAAAAGCAGUAUGGCCACAUCAAGAGCCCUACAGUGGGCGUUGCCUUUCUGUAGCUCAGUUCUAUCCGCAAAAUAGAGAUAAUCGUACUAUGUUCACAAUAAGCAAUAUUAUGAUCACUUUACUAACACAGCACAAGCUAAUUAAUACAGGUAAUUUUUAUACAUAUAGCUCUUAAAGCCACGUAAGAAACCUUAUAAUUCCUUGUAAGAGAGACUGUCUCUAAGCAUAAUGCUACUGGCCUCCUGAAAAAUCACCAACUCUUAAAAAUGGGGACAAUGCUGUUAUAAUGGAGACAGUGUGCUAAAAAAGUCGGUCUAAGAGCAAACUAGCAGGAUUUUGUAGCUCAGGAAACCAGAACUGUGAUUCUAAUCAGCUGCUGUUAUUGAGAGAAGAGCAGAGGUUUAGUGUCGGAUUUGAGAGGGCAGAACUACAGAUAAAGAUUAAUUCCUAUAGAAAAUGACUGAAUCUUAAUUCUUCAAAGGAUAGGAAAUGUAAACAGAUUACGUGGACAGUCCAUGUUUCUAUACAUAUGAAUGGUCAUCCUCAAAGAAAAAAUAACACGGUAAUUGUAAACACGCUAUUUGUACUCUUGUUUUAAGAGUUCCUGUUGGUGAGCAUGAUGAAAACUCGUAGUUUUAGAUUGCAGCUGGGAUUUACAAAGCACACAGGCUCAGAAACUGUAGGAAUAAAUGAGGAUAAAAGGCACUCAAAGUGUAAAGGUAGCUUUCUACCACAUGAAUAGGGUCACACAUGAAUAGGUGCUAAUCCAUUUCUAGAACCCAGUUUUUGCUCAUCCUUUAUGUAUGCAAUCAUAUCCAAAUCCCACCAAGCAGCUUUGUAAUUCAGCUGGCUGAGACCACUGCAGGAAGCUGGAGGUAGUCUCUGCAGCUCAGUUAUGGCUAGAGGUGUUCCGGGGGGCCUGAGUGGACACAGACGCUUUCAAGUUAGGGUUGAUUUGUCUGUAACAUUAUUAUUAUUAUUAAUUAUUAUAAUUAUUAUUAAUUCCUCACUGUUUUUCAGCCCUUCUGUAGCCAAGCGUGUAGACAUGGUGAGCAGCAUUAUUUAUGGCCAUCAUGGCCUGGAACCAGUCAGAAAAGCAGACAGCUACUAAUGGAGUAUCUCAAAGCUGCAGCGUUGUAACCCAGCCCACGCUCAGCAACAUGAUGCUGCUGCAAUCCUCCCAGCACUGGUGUCCAGGAAAAAAAAAAAAGAGUAUUACUGGAACAUGAGGAGCAAUGGUUACUGUGUCAGAGCACACUGCCAACCUGAGAGAAUUAAACGAAUGAGUGACACAAAGAGUCCAUUCUACCUUCUUUCUCACCUUCCACUAAAAAACCUUCCCCACCUCCAACACCAACUAGAGAUCAAGACCUGUUGUUGAGAUAACAUGAGCUGAAAGGCUUACAAGGUGUUAUACAGCAUGGCACGUUUGAGAUCCAAAAAAGCACUUAGAAACUUCAAAAGCCAUGCAGGCCAAAUUCAGGUGAUUCCAGAAUACUAAUCCCCAAACAACAUUAUUCCUCUGAAAAAUAUUUAACCUUACGCUCAACAGAAAAUCCCUGCAGUUCUGCUCUGCCGUGUACAGAGAGACACAGCAGCACCAAUUACCGUUGAGUACAGAAGCCAAAGCCAGUCUUUCUUUACAACAUCACUGGAUAAGACAGGCCUGGUGAUUAGAGUCCUUGCACUUCCAGCCCAUCAAGUUUAACGCUGUUUUUUUCCUGAAAUACCCUGACAUCCACAUAGGAGUUAGCUUUGGCCACUCAAACAAAAUGCUAAGAGCACUGUGCCAACUAGAGCAGGAUCAGGCAUGUGUACAGGAGAGCACACAGGGUCCUUCAGCUUCCAAGGCAGACAAAAAAUAAACAUGAAGCCAAGCAGAGCAACAUGCCUAGCUCUCAAUCUGGAUGCCCUCACACAACAUUCAGCCCCUUUGGAGAUGCCCUUGAGUAUCCUCCAGGUCCUGCUCCGAAAGAUCACGAGUCUCUACAGGUCCUGUGGCACAGCUGCAGAAACCUUGGCCUCCUUACAGCUCCAAUGAAUGCACUGCAUGCCUGGUUAAAGCAAGGGAAUUGAGCAUCUUGCAAGUUUAGGCAUCUCCAGAAGAAGCAAGCAGUCCAAGGAUGGCUGUGGUCUCACGUGAUCAGUGUAAGUCAUCAGUAGCAGUCUCACAUGACCUGCUUUGCAUGUCUCAUGCCCUCAUUAAAUCAAGCCCAAAGCCCUUAACCUAAGCAAAUAGUUGGCUCUGGGACAGCCCAUAAGGAAAUAGGUAAAACAAAACACUUACCUGAAGUGUUUUGGCGUGAAGGAAACUCAGCUGGAAAUCAAUGAUUUUUUCCAACAGUAGAGAAUUCAAGAGAAAACUUAGAUGGACAAGCUUCUGAAGAAUAUUACUUUGAAUUUGCUGGCAAAACUAAUCAGCAGCAAGCAUUCAAAUAUACACGAUUAUUUCCUCAACCACAGCUCUGCAAGCUGUAAGAUUUCCUGCUGUGAACAUCAGUAGGAACGCGCUGGACAUCAGAAAUGUGAAGGGAAUGGUUCCUCAGCUGAGUGUAUGCUCAGCCACACCCCAGGUGCUGCACGUCCCAGCAGCAGUGCUGCUCGCUUAGCAUAUGGCUGCAGAUGAUAGUUCACAAGUUAUGAAUCAGCAUUGCGUAGUUAUACAGGUGAUACACAAAGCAAUUUAGAGCAGGAAGCCAUCACUUCCAAUGCUCCAAAACUGUAUUUCUGAUUUUUAUGUCUCUUUCUCCCACAAUUACGUUUUCCUCUGACUUCAUCUGCUACUGCUUUGAUUUUGGGCAGUUAUUGAAGAAUGUGAGCUACCUGAGGAUGUAUGGGUAUGGGGUACAGAUGGGUGCCAGGUGCUCUGUUAUGUGUGAGCACAGUUCUAUCAUCUGCUCAUUAAGGCUGAAACAUCAUGUGCUAAAAUGAGUGACCAGCCACAUGCCGCAACUGACUAACUACUGGGCAGGUAUUUAUUCUAUGAAAUGGAAAACAAUGCUGAAAUCCAUAAGGUACUUACAAGUCAAGGCAACAAGUCUGCCAAGCACAGCCCACUCUAGACGUAGGAUCCAGAACAGACUGUAGCAACUCAGUUGCGUGAUUCCAUAACAGAACCCUUUAAGUCAUAUCAAGCACAGUACAAAUACACCCCCUGUGCUUCUGGACCCACUGAGCACAUCUCCACACUUGUAUUGUAAAGGCACCCCUUAUAUCAGAUGCAACUAAGAAUGCCAGGUUUUGGUGCAUGAUCGGAAACACUAUGGCACUUUUACAGCACAUGGCAACUUCCAGUCAUCAGGUUUCACUCCUAGAGUCAGUGAAACACCUCCACUGCUUCUCAUUACCCUAUGAAGUCCUUCCAUAAAAUUAAGUUCUUCAAGUUCACUGUCUUUUCCAAAACAAUAAAAACUGAAUGUCACAAUAAGUUUGCAGAUUCUAAGAGCAAAACCUCAAUUUCUCCAUGUAAGAACCAGACAAAAGAUAUUCGCACAGCUUUCAAUCACAACCAGAGGAACAAAACUAAAGAGACAAACUGCCCUUGUAGGCAAAAUUCACAAUAAGGCCUUCAUUUGCUCUUUGACAAAAAUCUUUAGAGAUACUUAGAUUGCUGAGAUUAUUCAAUGGGCUUGGAAAGAGUCAGGGAAAUGCAACAAACCUCAAUGGCCUCCUUUGCAAAUUUAAUGGCUUUCCUUUCUCUGUGAUUCAAUUACUGAGAGAAACCUAACCCUUCCCCAAGCCGUCACCUUUGAUCAGAGCAGGUAUCCAAUGCUGUUCAGUUUAGGUACAUUUUGUGCUUUUUUCUCAUGCAAAUGUAAAUUGCUGUAGACCAGAUGGCACUUUUGCCAAAUUCGUUUCAUAGAUUUUAGUCUGUUUUCUACCUUUCACCUAAAAGGAGUAUUAUGCACACGGAGAUUGCUUUUCUGUGAGAAGAUAAUGAGAGAUUUGUUUUCUUUCAAAAGUUACAAGAUUAGAUCUAGCUUGAAAUAAUUCCACUGAAACCUGUAGCAUUACAUCAGUGAUUAUUUAAUUGCAUCAUUUGAUUAAAAUAAUAGAAUAACAAAGACAAUCUGUAUUUCAGCUAUUAGUAUUGUGGUGAAGUUGCAUCGUUUUUAGCAAAAUAUUUACACUAAUCAUCAUCAAGUUUAGCCAAAUAUUUCAUGCUCCAAAUUAGUCCUGCAAGACCCACAAAAUCCAAUCCAACCCCAAGGCUGAAGCUGAUCUCCUGAGCUUGAAGAAUCAGUUUGCACACGAGGCCUUUUUCAUGUACAAAGUUGCAAGUAAACCUUUGCCUUGUUCCUGGUCUGUGAAGGCUUGCUAGCAGAGUGGUUCAAAAUGCCUUACCAGCUCCCAGUUCCCAGUUUUAAUCCAAAUGCACAGGUACACGCACACACACACACAAAAAAUAAAUGAACACUUACACUGUCUAUAUUCAGCCACAGCUGGGAGUUAGAAAUCGAAUUUGGGCUUCGGUGCCUGCAGAAAGAUUGCUUGUAAGACUAUAAGACAGAUUCAUUGAGUUAAAUUUUCCUUAUUUUAGAAUUCCUAAUAAGGAUAAUCCCUAGCUAGAGCAAAUCAAACAAUUUAUGAGCCUCUGUUCUUGUUCAGUGGAUUAUUCUUUAAUUCAAUUAAAAUAAAAAAACAAACUCUAACCAAGAGUGUUUAUCUGUUUGUACCUCUUUAAGUAAUCUCAUUAAACUGGUAUGUGAUGGCUUGUGGAACCUGACCCACAAGUACAGAGGGAGCAGCCUAUUUAACAAGAUGCAAUCCUUCUGAUGCUUCAGAUCCAUGUGCAAGUUCAUUAUCUGAAACAAAGCACAGACUUUUAGUGGCUUUUUAAACUUUCUUCAGGGCUUUGAAUAAGUUUGCCAGAAUUAGAAGUCACUCCAAUUAUGUAUUAAUAUUUUCACAUCUUUGUAGAUUCACCUUCACACCAUCAUUGCUGGGCAAGAAUUAGCAUCCCUUACAAUGCACUGCAUCUAUAGCCAUGUUGCAAGCUCCAUGGCAUUAGCUAAGACUCUUCAUGGUCUGGAUUUAGGGCAGCAAAUGCUCUCGUGGAGGUGGGCUCAUACAUCUCACUGGUUCUUCUCUAUAUGGAGCACCCACAGGAGAACUGAACCUGCGUAGUUCAAUAUUUCAGUUUAAGAUCAGAGCUGCUGUGCUUUUCUGUUCCGCUUCUUCCUGCGAAAACCUUUCUACUGCAUGACCCCCCUAACCCAAAAGCCACUUGGAAGAAGACUCACAUUAAAUUCUGCCAGAAAUGAGGCAGAAUUAAACUCUUCCCAAAUGGAAAACUUCACAGAAGGGGCCACUAAACUCAGCUCAGAGGAGCCACAGGACUGGAUCCAUCACUUGUCAUUUUUAUGACUUGUCAUUUUUCUUUAGUUCUGCAAAACAGCAUCACACUCAAGUCCUUUUCCUAGGUCUGUCACCACAAACAGGAUGCUAUGGGUCACAUGAAAAUCUACUAUGACUGUCAUGUGGCAAACACACAGCAUGUGUCAUAGUGAAGGCAAACUCUUUUGAAUGCUCUGUACAGAGGUGAAUUUUACACUGUAAAAUAAUGUGAUGUGUAAUAUAGAAGUGUGAUAAAUAUACACUUACAUAAUGUGAUAUUUAGCAUAUAUUUUACAGUCCUAAAUACACUUAGCAUGGUGUGGUGUAACUAUAUAGUACAAUGGAAAUACGAAAGAUCUCACCUAGACUCAGCUGUGGGCUUUUAGGAAAAAUAAGCAUGAGAUAAUUCCAACGGUGGCAUAUGAUGCUGAAAUUACUUCUGUCCAUCCGCAUGGCACAAAACAUUGACCUUGUCAAUAACUCACUUUAAGACGAACAUCUAAUUCCUAUAAAGAUCUUUUCACUGAGUUCUCUAAGGCAGCUGUGAUUUUGUCACUGCAGAAAUUCUACAUUUUCAUAAGAAACUUGGAAAAGAGAGAAAUUAUGUCAGUCAUACACCUUCAGCAGGUUUCUGAUAUUUCCAAGAUCUGCUAAAAACAAACACCACAGACUAAAGAACUCAAAUAGCAGCAACACAGUCCCAUCUAAGGGAAGGGAAUUGCUUUUCUAUAACUUUUUUUUUCCUCCCACAGUGGACAAUACUGGCGGGCUGAGAUUUAACCAGAGAUGGGCUCCUUUUACAAGAUUGCUUAUAUAAAGCGGAGAUAACGCCAGCUGGGUUCAUUUGAAAGAGGACAUCUUGGGAAGAGCAGGCAAAGCAGCUACUGGAAUAAGACCGCAAUGAAAAUCUGAAAUACUUAAUCCCCUCCUCUCUUGUAGGUAUUGUACUUCAUUUACAGCAGAAUGCAUAGGAUUAUAAUUAGAAGGGGUUGCCUCUGAAAUGUCGUGCGUGUGCUUUUUAUAAAUGUAUUUAGAAAGAGGAUGAGUGAAAAUGCUGAAAUUGAUUUCUUUUCGUGGGAAUACUUAAUGGGCAGGACUUUCUCCUUUACCUAAAUUAUACUGCUUAAUUCUGACACUGUGCUCAGUAAUGCAGAUAUGAGGGCAGAUGCUGGAGAGUGUCUGUAAGGGCAAAAAUAGGAGCACAGCAGUCCCAGCCCCAGCCCUGUGGGGUGCUCCGUGCUGAAGCAUGUUUCUGUUCUCAGGAACCAGCUGGCAGGGCUGAGGCCUGCAGCGGAGAUGGAAACAACAGCCACACAGGAUAAUUACUGCUAAACUUACAGUUUUCGGAACAGAAAUUGUAACAAUUUAAAAAGUUAACAAGAAGUUAAGAUUAUAUACUUCAGGAUAGACAUCAACACAGAAUAAUUUUUGCAUUACAUUAUUCAGCACAGUAUGUAUGUUAGUUGCAUAGUAUUUCUUCUAGUAAUUUUUAUUGUCUCUUUUUUCAGCCCUCAUUGUUUCAGUUUCCUUUAGGUUAUACUAACGUUUCAGGUUUAGAUUCUUUAAAAGAACAAAAAUAUCCUAGAGUAACUUUAAAUCAGCUCUAAACUGAAAUAGUAGAACUGUCUAGUAGUGAUCCAUCGAUAAGAGUAUCUUGGAAAUUCAUGUCUUUUUGAUGCAAUGAAAUUGGGUGACAAUAUCAGCAAUCUUAUUUAUUUCUCUCUGCAAGACUGACAAGUUUAAAUAGUAGCCAGUUUAACAGUUUCAUGUCUUCCAGUUGAGAAGACAAAUUCAGCUUUUUUCCCUGUGUCCUCAGGUCAUUGCAAGAAAUGGUGGCUGUUACUAUUUAUCUGAUGGUCAUCUUGGCUCAAGCUUUUGCGGGGCCCUGCACUCCAAACAAAGCAGAUGUAAUUCUGGUAUACUGCUAUCCUAGAACCAUCAUUACAAAAAUUCCGGAGUGUCCUUAUGGAUGGGAGGUCAAUCAGCUGGCACUUGGAGGCAUUUGUUACAAUGGGGUCCAUGAUUCAGGAUAUUACCAGUUCACAAUUCCAGACCUGUCACCUAAAAAUAAAUCAUACUGUGGGACGCAGUCAGAGUUUAAGAACCCUGUUUAUCACUUCUACAACUCCAUCGUUUCCAAUGACUCCACAGUGAUCGUGAAGAGCCAGCCUGUGAAUUACUCAUUCACCUGCACGUACAAUGCCAACUACUUGGUGAACCAGGCUGCCUUUGACCAAAGGGUGGCCACCGUCCAUGUGAAGAAUGGGAGCUCUGGCUCAUUUGAAAGUCAGUUAUCCCUCAACUUCUACUCUAAUGCCAAGUUUUCAAGUAUAAAAGAAGCCCCUUUUGUCGUUGAAACAUCAGAAAUUGGUUCUGACAUAUUUGCUGGCGUGGAAGCUAAGGGCUUAAGUGACAGGUUCAAAGUUGUUCUCAACAACUGCUGGGCAACGCCCUCCUCAGAGUACUUCUACCAGGUGCACUGGCCUCUGAUCACCAAGGGGUGUGCCUCAGACUUCUCCAUUAUCGUCCACGAGAAUGGGAAAACAAACCGUGCAACGUUUCAGUUUAACGCUUUCCGCUUCCAAAAUAUCCCCAAGCUGUCCAAGGUCUGGCUGCACUGCGAGACGCACGUGUGCGACAGCGAGAAGUUCUCCUGCCCAGUGACGUGCGACAAACGAAAGCAGCGCAUGGAACAAACCGGAGGUGUUUUAGUGGCGGAGAUCUCUGUGCGCAACAAAGGUUUAUCCAGAUUUUACAUGCUCUCAGUCUUUUUUUUUUCUUUUGCAGAUGUUAUCUUCCACCUGUUCUUCGCGAUUGGCUUUUGUGCCAUUUUAUUAUAAAACUCAGCUUAGCUGCGUUUCUUAACAGUUCCCAAUCCUGGACCGGGACUUCUUUACUAAAGAUGUUUAUUUUACAGGAGAAAAAUUAAAGUCACCAACAAUCCUUGUGCACUGUUUCACCAGAUAAAUAAACCAUUCCACGAGCCUUGUGUCUCUAGUAUUGGAGAGCCCCAAAGCAGCUGUGCUCCUCCCAGAUCCAUGCAAACAUUUUAAACUAGGGAAAAUAAAACGGCUAUGUAUUUUAUUGAUGCCUCCUCUUACAGAGCUGUGAUGCCAAUAGUAUUUGUUUCUACACAGAACAUAAGGAUAUUCAAACUCUGCAUUUUUCACUGCCAAAUUUCCCUUCAGCAUCCUCAUUCCUUAUCAGCCUCAGUGUUGUAUCAGACUUCCCUUCAGGCCUGGUCUGCCAAGGCUAUGAACACUUCAGUUUGAUCUGUAGAGCCCCUCAAUGCUAAGAAACCAACCUAGCAGUCAACAAUGGCAGAAAAUAGUGCCUUCUAUGAAGCAAUAGUUCAGAA